UCACAAAUACAAAGGGCAAGAACUCUAACUAAUCCAAAGAUGGAGCCCACAUCGAGCAUGAGAAAAGACAGCGAUGCCGAGCGUAAAUCUAUACAAAAGAAAUCAGUGGCGGUCGCUCUUGAUUUACUCGAAGAGUCAACUGCGGUGAAGGAGAAACCACGCACAAGCACACACUACUAUGGCCAGGAAAUAGAUACAGAGAUCCAGCAUCGCAUGCAGUUCCGGGUGCUGGAGACCAUUGAUGAGCAGGAGGUCGAUCUGACGCCCAACUGUAUACCAGAUUUACCGCAAAAGGAAAAGUUCUUUAGACUCAACUUGCAGCUAGCGAAUGAAAUCAGCAAUUUGCCCGAUUUUCACACCAGAAACAGCUCAAUCCGAUCCAAAACACGGUCCAGCAUGCGAGGAGGAAUCGGUGGCAACAAGCAGUCGAUCGAUGAGAUCAUCAAUGGGAUAACAUACGAAACGAUCACAUUUGAACCAGCUACGGUCCAGAAAGUGGAAGAAGUACACAUUCCGGUGCCCUACAAGAAGUCCUUUGUAAAGGUCACGCUGCGUAAAUCGAUUUUUGUCGUAUUGCACUCACAGGUCAGCAACACGGUGGCAAAGGGCACCAGCCAAGGCGAUGUUGUCGAGGCAGACAACAAGCUCUAUGAGUAUCUGACUGUUGGCAAGGGUAAGGUGCGUCGUCGGGCCGACAACGAUGCCCAGACGAAUUUGGUUCUUACGAACACCCGAGCGAUGAACACAAUAGUUGUGGACUAUGCCACGGUGGGAUCAUAUGUGUCCAACUUUGAGAUGUAUGACACAAUGCAGGGCGUUGGCCAAAAACCAAAUGUUCAACUCACCAUGCACAGCUUGACCAAGCCGGCGGAUGAGGCACCAACACCUCGCAUGAGUGACGGCGGCACGAGUGCCAUGGACGAUGAUGAGGCCAAGGAACGUGGCAAGUUGCGUUCGAUGAUCCUCGAGCUAUUUAGAAAACCAGAGUUUAUACAAGCCACCCGAAUCAUUGGACGCACUCUGUCCAGUAAUCAAUUUGAUCACGGCAUGCAACGUUUUCGCAACUUUAAUGAGGUUCAUCGAUGCUCCCUGACAGUGCAAUACAAGUACUCGAUGAAGCUUCUAUUCAGAUUGAUACCGGCACCCAGCAGGGAGGAGCGCAAGGCGGUCAGCGACAUCAGUUUCUGUACGAGCAACAGUGACAUUCUGGCCAUUGGCUACGGUCUGUUCUCCUUCUCGUCACAGCAAGUGCCCGUCACUGGCGAGGUAUACGUGUGGAGCAUUAAGAAUCCGGGUGAACCGGAACGAACCUAUUACUACAAUCAGCCCGUGACUGCAGUCUGUUUCUCCCCCUAUCUGCCAACGCUGAUUGCGAUCGGGUUGUACGAUGGCAGUGUUGAGGUGCGCAAUGUGGCCGAUAUAACGAAUAUGCCCAUUGCUGUCUCUCAGCGGAGCAGCUCGCCCAGUUGUGCACCGGUUAUUGCGAUACGUUGGCUCAAACAGGAGCAGAAGGAUAGCAACGAAAUUGAUCCGUUUCUCUGCCUGUUGCAGGAUGGUUCCGUGACACGGUUUCGCAUCGGCAAAAGUCCGUAUCUGUUGCGGUUCACACAGAUGACGCUCGAGCGCAUCGAGGGUCAGCCCGAGGGCAUACGGGUGCCGAUAGCAACGACGACAACUGUGGCCGCCAAUAGGCAUCCACAGGGUUUGUAUAUAACCAUCCAUCCGGUGCAGAAGGAUAUCUAUUAUAUACUGACCGACGAGGGUUGCAUUCACAAGUGCUCCAUCAACUAUCAGCAUCAGUAUCUGGAGGUGCUCAAGUGUCAUGAUGGCGGUGUCAAUGUCAUGGAGUUCUCACCUUGGUCGCCCAAGCUAUUUCUCACCUGCGGCAACGAUUGGUAUGUGCGCAUCUGGGUGGAUGGCAUUACUCGACCCCUGAUCGAACUGCUGGAUGACUUUCAGCCCAUACACUGGGCCAAAUGGAGCUACACGCACUCAACAGUUAUCAUAACUGUAAAUCGAAGUGCCUGCAGCAUCUGGGAUCUGCGGCGUAACAUCCUAAAGCCAAUGGGCAAACAAACCACGGACUCCUCCUUCAACACAAUUGCCCAAUUCUCCAACAGCGGCACCGUUCUGGUCGUGGGCAACGAACGUGGCAAUACCCUGUUCCAGGCCAUCAAUGAUAUGCCUUUUUCACCACAUUUCCAGUAUGACGAAAUGGAGAAGGCCAUUUACAGAGCCAUUGGAAAUGAUCAGGAAUUGUUUAUUGAGCUGAAGAGCAUUGGAUUCUUUGGUUAUCCGAAUAAGAAGAAGCACGAAGACUAAGUAAAUUGGUUGGCAACUUAAUAAUGACAGAAAGGUUUUUGAAUAAGUUAGGAAUCGAUUCAUAAUAUUAUUAGAAUGUAGUACUUUGAAAUGAGACUUAUAAAUAAAGAAAUA
Messenger RNA from Drosophila grimshawi, 2436 nucleotides. It is a transcript of the gene Dic61B, whose product is annotated as dynein axonemal intermediate chain 1. The transcript is spliced from 5 exons. Bases 40 to 2322 code for a protein of 760 amino acids. NCBI's taxonomy places the organism in Eukaryota, Metazoa, Arthropoda, Insecta, Diptera, Drosophilidae. Gene Ontology annotation, molecular function: dynein light chain binding; dynein heavy chain binding. The record is from RefSeq and is a predicted model, not a curated record. Gene Ontology annotation, cellular component: axonemal dynein complex. Gene Ontology annotation, biological process: cilium movement.